Molecule: messenger RNA, 840 nt
Organism: Colletotrichum aenigma
Lineage: Eukaryota; Fungi; Ascomycota; Sordariomycetes; Glomerellales; Glomerellaceae
Exons: 1
Coding region: 1-840 (279 amino acids)
Source: RefSeq, a predicted model, not a curated record
AUGUCUCUCCAGAAGACAGCCCGCGGCAAAGCCGGUCCAGCUUCCCUACCCUACGAUGUCUUUCUCAACAUCGUCGACAUCCUCAUCACCGAGGCCGAGGCCUGCACACUCGUCAAGGUGUGGACCCUCUACUACGAUUUCGCCUCCCCUACCAAGCUUGCUGUCUGGGAUGAGCUGCCCCGCCUCCGCCAACGCCCCAACUUGCAAAAUCGCUUCGACCGCAUCCGCCUGCCCUCGCAGAUCAACCAGGCCACACGCGCCAUGGUUCAUCGCAAGUUCAUCCGCGCCCCUUCCCACAAUCACCAGAUGCCCGUCGACGUCUGGAUCCGUCCCGAGAACGACGUCUUCAUCCCCUGCUUUGCCGCCGAUCCGGACUCCUUCCCCAUUGAGGAGGAGGAGUACUUCAGACAGGCCAUGAUGCUUCCGACCCCGCCGGCCGCCGCCCUGAUCCAGUCCAUCCAGCGCGUUGCCACGCCCUCGUCGUGCUUCUGGUCCGAUGACAACGCCUCUAGCGUCGCGGCUCUCUCGACCCUGCCGAAUCUGAAGGACGUCAUCAUGGACGUCAGAAGCUUCCAGCCUCCCUGCCGAGGACGCGACUUGAAGGAGGGUCCUAUGCCCAUCGACUAUGAGAUGUUCCCCGCCCUGGCGAUCUGGAACGUCACCCAUGGGGCUGGGUUCAACGCUGUCUUCCGGCCCUUGAAGAAGAAGGGCGUCCGCGUCUACGGCUUCCGCGGUGAAGUUGAGAGUUUGCUCAUCGAGAUUGUCGGUACCAAGGAUGGCGUCGCCAUGAAGCUGCUCCCUAGCGAGUGGUGCCCGGGCAAGUUUAUGGUUCAGACCUAG